AUGCGCGAACAUUACAAUGCGACAGUUAAAGGUGGUAUUAAAGGAGCAGCAAUUGGUCUUGGAUUAACAUUAGGUUUAUCUUUAAUUGCUCAACGAUAUUUUCCUACAUUUAGAAAUUCAACUAUACAACUUAAAGCCUUUUUAGUUUCUUCUGGCACUACAGCCGGAUGUAUCAUUUUAGCUGAACAAGCUGGUUUAAAUUAUGAAAGAAAAAGAUAUGGUCAUUAUGAGCUUGAAAGACCAAUUCCUUUAAAGGAUGAAACUUCUUUACAAAAAUCUAGAAAUUUUGUUUCAGAAAAUAGAUAUAGUGUUCUUAGUUCUGCUUGGGCUUUAAGUAUAAUUGGUAGUUUAGCUUAUACUCAUAAGAACAGAUAUUUAUCACUUUCACAAAAAGUUGUGCAAGCUCGUAUGUACGCUCAAGCUUUAACAAUUGUACUCAUUCUCGCCGGUGCCGGGAUUUCCAUGACUGAUAAAAGAAAACCAAGUGGUCCUGUAGGAGAUGAUCAUUGGAAAGAUUUGGUAGAUGCUGAAGAAAGAAAAAUUAACAAAAUCCCUUAA
This is a messenger RNA of Funneliformis mosseae, 558 nucleotides long. The record is from the annotation of a GenBank genome assembly. NCBI's taxonomy places the organism in Eukaryota, Fungi, Glomeromycota, Glomeromycetes, Glomerales, Glomeraceae.